UGUUGUCUUCUUCUUCUUCUUCUUCUUCUUCUUCUUCCUUUUCGAGACUCUCUUUACUUAAAUUCCUGCUUUUUUUAAGAAGCCUAUGCGUUUGUUAUUGACAAAGUUAUAACCUGUCUGUCUUGUAAUUCUUGUAGAUGAGCAGCAGAAGAUCAGUGAAGAGAUCAUUGAUUCUUGAUGAUGAUGAUGAAGAUGAAGAUAUAUUCUACACCUUCAAGGUCCUUCUACCUAACGGCACUAGUGUGAAACUCACAGUUAAUAACCCAGACCCUGAGAUGUCGAUGCAGAAUUUUGUCAACCUGGUGAAGAAGGAGUACGAUAAUGCGCGUAAAGAUUGUGUUUUGUUGUCUAAGAGGACGAAGGUUGAUUGGAACUCAGGCGGAAAGUUUCAUCUUGAGUCAAAUGGUGAUAAGAUGAAAGGCUUUGUUCGCUUUGCUGCGUUUAAGCCCAACUUGUGCCAUAUAAUACGUCUUGAUGACGGCUCUGGUAUAGCUUUCACCAUGUAUGAGAACUUAUGGGAUUUGACACCUGAUACUGAUCUUCUUAAAGAACUACCUGAAAAUUAUAGCUUUGAGACAGCUCUCGCUGAUCUAAUAGACAAUUCCUUGCAAGCUGUCUGGCCUUUUCGUGAAGGAGCUCGAAAACUGAUUAGUGUGGAUAUUUCUGGUGACCGGAUUACAGUCUUUGAUACUGGGAGAGGAAUGGACAGUAGCGAGGAAAGUUCUAUUGAUAAAUGGGGUAAAAUAGGGGCCUCAAUACAUAGAUCUCAAAAAACCGGUGCUAUUGGAGGCAAACCACCAUACCUUAAGCCAUACUUUGGGAUGUUUGGAUACGGAGGUCCUUAUGCUUCUAUGUUCUUGGGAAGGCGUACUUUGGUGUCUUCUAAGACAAAAGAUUCCAAGAAAGUGUUCACUUUGCAAUUCAAGAAAGAAGCCUUGAUUGACAAUCGGUCUAUCUUGGGAAAAAACUGGAAGACUGAUGGUGGCAUGAGGGACCCGUCGGAGGAGGAAAUGAAGUUAUCGCCUCAUGGAAGCUUUACAAAGGUCGAGAUAUUUGAAUCAGAAUUUGACAUCUCAAAAAUAUAUCAACUCCAGUGCAGGCUUAAGGAUAUUUACUUUCCUUACAUCCAGUGUGAUGAACUCUCCAAAACUGGGAGGACUGAAAGGCCUGUAGAGUUUCAGGUCAAUGGGGAAGAUUUAGCUGAGAUAACAGGUGGAGAGGUUGCCAUUACCAACCUACACUCCAAGGGUCAAGUAUAUUCAUUUCAGAUUCGAUUCACUCUUACCGGUGGGAAAAGAAAAGGGACAAAUCAAGAGGCAAAUGCUCGCCUUAAGUUUGUCUAUUUUCCAAUUGUCCAGGGAAAAGAAAACAUUGAUAAAAUUUUGGAGAGUUUAGAAGAGGAAGGAUGCAAAGUUUCUGAAAGCUUCCAGACUUUUGGUCGUGUUUCAGUAAGAAGGCUUGGUCGUUUACUUCCAGAAGUCCGUUGGGAUUCAAUACCGUUUAUGCAAAGAGGAAACAGAGCGUCUACUUUGCAGAAAGGCUGCCGAAGAGUAAUAUGCUUUGUUGAUUUGGAUGCUGGUUUUAGCCCAACGCCUUCCAAAACUGACCUUGCGAGCCAAAAUCCUUUCUCAGUGGCUUUAAGAAACUUUGGUAGUAAAUCGACAGAGAAAGAGAAGGAUGAUGAUGUCACUAUUGUGACUCAUAGAGAAGGAAAAUCUGUUAGCUAUGCGCAUCUGGAUGAAAAAUAUCAAGAAUGGGUUUUGGAGAUGCAUAAUACCCAUGAUGAAGAAGCUGCAUCGGGUGCAGAUGAAGCUGUCCUCAUUGUUGGAUCCUUGGAUAAAAAGGCCCUUGGCAUUUUGCGUGAUGCUGUGAGGGUGCACAAGGAAGUUACGAGAAAAGGAAUGUCAUGGAAACGUGGUCAGAAUAUAAAGAUUCUGAGAGGAGCUUAUGCUGGGGUUCACAAUAACAAUGUGUACGCCACCAUUGACUAUUUCCUAAUAGAAGGGUUUGAGGACGAAGCAGGCGGGGAUACUCGGAUUUUAUGCAGGCCAAUUGAUCGCCCUGAGAAUGAGGGAUGCAAGCUUUCAAUCAUCGACGGAAUUUCGAAACUGGAAGUUCGGAGUUCUUUAUCUUUACCUAUCACUAUAAUCGACUCUGGAAAGUGCCUACAUGUAGAUGCAAACGAAUGGAAUAGAAAACUUGAUAAGCAACAGGAAAAGGCACCGUCAAAAAUUGAUUUGCUGGAUGAGAGAGAUUGCAGAGAAUUGAAAAUUGAUGGGGAACUACCGGUUGGUGAUUCUGUGCGUGCUGGGAAAGCUACCCCGAAACAGAUUGUUGCAGUUGUCCGACCUGCAUGCUUCACGUCUUCAACUCCCUCAAAGAAGUUGGACCAGAAACAUAUUGUUAAGAUGGAUGGGGAAGAAAUGGUCAUGGUAGUAAAAUUGAAAUCGAGUGAUAAGAAUGUCAAACCUGUGUGUUCGCAGCGCAUGUUUCCUACAUCCCGUAAAGGGAUUAGUGGUCUUUACAUCUUCCCACUUGGGUCCAAGUUUCCAAACCUUUUCAAGAAAGCUGGCUCUUACAAAUUUUCUUUCUCCAUUGGCAACUCAAUUAAGUGCAACAAAACGGUGGUUGUUAGACCUUCUUCUAAGGCAGCAAGGUGGGAACUUGACGAUAAUCUGGAGUCCCUUCCGUGCAAUGUUCGGGUGGGUUCUUCUCUUCCACCUUUCCGUAUAGCUUGCUUUGAUGAGUACAAAAACCAGAUUCAGUUCUCUUCUGUUCCAAGCCUGGAAGUUGAACUGGAAGCUAACCCUGGAUUCUUAAUCAAAAUUGAUAAAAUUGAGACCAACCUGAUAAACGAUGGAUCAAUUCUGAAAAUCGAGAAUAUGCUCGUUGAGACUGAUGGGUUAGACCAGAUCCGACCUAAUUAUGAAGCAACACUAGAGAUACGAGCAAUGGACAAGCCUUUCUCUGUCUCGGUUCCUUGUAAAGUUAAUCCUGGGCCUCUAAAACGAGUUGCUGUGAAUAAUCCCGAGGCUUUGGAAAAUUUGCUUCCAGAUUCCACUGUCGAAGAUUUGAUCCUGGAGAUGUUCGAUGGAUAUAAUAACCAUGUUGCAGAGGGGUCCGAUGUUCUGAUACAUAUUGAUGGUUAUCGUAUUGAAGACUGGAUGGGCAUCAACCGUAAGGUUGAUGGUCGUGGCUGCAUUGAUCUCUCUGGCAUUCUUAAGGUCACAGAAGGCUAUGGGAAAUCUGUAUCACUCUCUGUAAUGUCUGGUGAUGAAGUGAUCUUCAGGAAAGAGUCUCAAAUUGAGGAACGAGAGCUAAGACUUGUAACCGAGCUGCCCGACUGCUGUGCUGCUGGUUCAAAUCUCGUGAACCUCAUCUUCCAAGUGACGGAUUCAGAUGGUUCUUUGGAUACUCACAUCCAUCAUGACGAAAAAUCCGGGUGUUUCCAUACAAUGUGCAUUGAAUCUGAUUCAAGAAGCGUUGAGAGUGCAAUCAGAUAUGCCUUUGUCCACGGUUCCUGCAAAGUGCCUUCUCUUUCCCUACCUGAGAACGAGGGUGUCUUUUCUUACAGGGUGUUCCAUUCUCGAUAUCCCGAGCUGCAUAUGAGCGUAAAGGUAACAUGUGCUCCCACAUUUGACAGAGAUGAGAUUGGGUAUUCGACACCGCAUUCAAGAGCAACUCCACCACCUGAAUCAGGGAUGCCUUCAAUUACAAAUCCACCGGCGACUCCAUGUUCACAGUUUGGAGUUUUGGCCAUUAGGUCAUCAUCAUUGGCUCUCAGUAGCCAAACUGGCCUGAUGGAUAUAGCACAGUACACUGAGAGUUUAAAAGAAACAAUCAAUAGUGACGAAGAACUCCGAGUUGAAUUAGAUAAGCGCCUAAAAUGUUUGCAGGAUCAACAUGAACAUGUUGAGCAAGAGUGUAGUAGACUGCAAGCUUCUCUGGAACCUCUUGGCGCAUCAUUUCCAGAAUGCCUAUCUACCAAAGAAUUAAUGAUGAAGCAAAUCGAAGAUAAGCAUCAUGACACUGCAGCAUCAGUGUUCUGUUGUCUGUACAGAAAGGCUCCGCCUCCACAGUCUCUGUUGCUGUCAAAGAAAGGAAUGUUUGGCCUAGUAGCGCUUCUCGGUUCAGUUGCCCCCACGUCACUAAGCAGGGUUUUGUCUGAAUAUUUGGGGAAAGACACAAUGCUUUCGUUGGUGUGCAAAUCAUCACAAUUUGGACCCAAAAGCGAUGAGUAUCGCAAGCUUCAAUCUGAAGCAGCUAGCCUCGGACGAUCUAUCACCAAUCGGUUUCUAGUUAUUUGUCUUGAUGCAAUUAGACCUUGGAGGAACGGACUUGUGAAGAAUGAUCCUCAGAAGAGAUUAGCCAUGGAUAACCCAUACCUGCCGAAUGGAGAUCCUAUACCGGGCUUCAAAGGCUAUGCCGUGAACAUGAUAGAUUUAGCUUCAGAGGAGCUGAAUAUACUAUCAAGCUCGGGUUUCGGGCUUAGGGAGACGCUGUUCUAUGGAGUUUUUGGAGAGUUGCAGGUAUAUGAGACUGGAGAGCACCUUGAAGCAGCUCUUCCUCACAUCAAUGGUGGAGAUGCCGUGUCUCUAGAUGGUGUGAUCGCCAGAGAAAAUGGUUUCAUAUACUCCGGUUGCUGUACACCGGAAGUUCAUUUUCCAAUAACCGUAACGGAGAGGCAAGAGAAGACAUUGGUGCAACUGGAAAUAACAAGAGACAAGAAGAGAAAGGUUGAGCAGAUGAUGACUGAGGAGAAUUGUAAGUUGCGUAAGAUGAGUAAAAAGAGAUCGGCUCAGAGAGUAUUGAGUCUAGAUGAUGAUGAAGAUAAGUUUUACAGGCUCAAGAUUCUUUUACCAAACAGCACAAGUGUGACACUCACACUUACUAACCCUGAAUCUAAUAAAAUGUCAAUGAAGAAUUUUGUUAACUUGGUGAAAGAGGAAUAUGAAAAAACCCGUAAAAAUUGUAUCUUGCCUGGUAAGAUGAGGAAGCGGAUUGAUUGGAAUUUGGCUGCUAAAUCAUAUCUCGAGUUUAACGGUGAAAAGAUUAAAGAAAUCAUUCGAUUCGAGAAGUUUAAGCCUGAUUUCUGCAAUAUAAUACGUCUUGAUGAUGGGUCUGGAGAGGCUUCUAUUAUGUAUGAGGUUGAGAUAUUUGAAUCGGAAUGUAAGAUUCCUGAAAUAUAUCAACUUCAGUGCAGACUUAAGGAUAUAUAUUUUCCUUACAUCCAGUGUGAUGAAAUCUCUAAAACUGGGAGGACUGAAAGGCCUGUAGAGUUUCAGGUCAAUGGAGAGGAUUUAGCUGAGUUAACAGGUGGAGAGGUUGCCACUACCAACCUAAACUCCAAGGGUCGAGAAUUUUGGUUUCAGAUUCGAUUCGUUCAUAGUGAAAUGAAAAAAGGGUCAUUGACAUCCCAGGAGGCAAACGCUCGCCUCAAGUUUGCUUAUUUUCCAAUCGUACGGGAAACUGAGAGCAUUUAUAAAGAGAGCAUUAAUAUUAUUUUGGAAAGCUUAGGAAAGGAAGGAUACAAAGCUUCUGAAAGCUUCGAAACUUUUAGUCGUCUUUCUGUAAGAAGACUUGGUCGUCUACUCCCAGAAGUCCCUUGGGUUAGUCUUCUUUGGUCACAAUUUGCUGGUCUUCCUGGAGCAUCAAUUCCGUUUAUGGAAAAGGGAGACAGAGCCACUACUUUGCAGAAAUGUUGUCGAAGGGUGAUAUGCUUUGUCGAUUUGGAUGCUGGUUUUAGCCCAACGCCCUCAAAAACUGAUCUUGCAAGUCAAAACCCCUUCUCUUUGGCUCUGAAAAACUUCGGUAGUAAAUCAAAGGAGAAGGAUUACGAUGUCAAUAUUGCGCUUCAUAGAAAAGGAGAAGCUUUAGUUUUUGGGCAAGUGGAGCGGGAUUAUCAGAACUGGGUUACUGAGAUGCAUAAGACUUAUGAUGAAGAAGAUGCGUCGGGCGAAGAUGACGCAAUCAUUAUUUUUGAUUCCUUGGAUAACAAAGCUCUUUGCAUUUCGCCUGAUUGUAAAGCUGUGAGGGUGCACAAUGUUAUGAAGAGAAAAGGAAUGUCAUGGAAACGUGGACAGAAGAUCAGGAUUCUGAAAGGCGCAUGUGGAGGGGUUCACAAGAAUGACGUCUAUGCGACAAUUGACUAUUUUCUCAUCGAAGGUUUCGAUGACGAAGCAGGCGGUGAUGCCCGGAUUAUAUGCAGGCAAAUCAAUUACUCUGAAGAUGAGGGAUGCAUGCUUUCAAUCACUAAUGGAGUUUCAAGAUUGGAAAUACGAAGUUCUUCAUCUUUUCCAGUCAGUAUUAUUGACUCUGGAAAGUGUCUACUUCUAGAUGCAAUUGAAUGGAAUAGAAAAAUUGAGAAGCAACGGGAAAAGGAUCCAUCGAGAAUUGAUUUGCUGGAUGAGGAAGAUUGCAGAGCAUUGAACAUUAAUGGGGAAUCAUCAGUUGGUGAUUCAGUGCGUGCCGGAGUAACUCCACCGCAACAGAUUGUUGCAGUUGUUCGACCUGCUAGCUUCACAUCUUCAAAAGUGUCGAAAAAGUUGGAUCAGAAACAUAUUGUGAAGAUGGAUGUGAACAUGCUCAUGGAAGUAGAAUUUCAAGACACGAAUACAAAAUUAAGGGAUAAGAAUACCAAACUUUUGUAUUCUCACCACUGUUUACCUACAUCCUCUAGCGGAUUCCAUGGUCUCUACAUCUUUCCACUUGAGUCGAAGCUCCCGAACAUGUUCAAUAAAGCUGGCAUUUACAACUUUUGUUUCUCUAUUGGAAACUUAAUUACUACUACCAAAAAGGUGGUUGUUGAACCUUCUUCGAAGGUGGGAAGUUGGAAACUUGCUUCUAAUAUUGAGUCCACGAGGCAGUAUAAUGUUCAGGUGGGCUCUUCACUUCCUCCUUGCUCUAUCGCUUGCUUUGAUGAAUAUGAAAAUCAGAUUGCUUUCACUUCUGUUCCAACACUGGAAGUUGAACUAAAAGCCAGCCCUGGAUUCCAAAUAAAGAUUGAUAAGAUUGAGGCCAACCUGGUAGAUCAUGGGCUUCUCAAAGUCGAGAAUAUGCUCGUUGAGACUGAUAAGUUAGAUAAUAUCAGGCCAGAUUAUGAGGCAACCUUAGAGAUAUGCUCAAAGGACGAACCAUUUUCCAUCUCAGUUGCUUGUAAAGUUAAUCCUGGGCCUCUGAAGCAUGUUGUUGAGAUGUGUCCAGAGGCUUUGGAAAAUUUGCUUCCAGGUUCUACUGUUCAAAAUUAUAUCUUGGAGGUGUUCGAUGGAUAUAAUAACCAUGUUGCAGAAGAUACUAAUGUUCUGAUAUGUAUUGAGGGCUAUUGUAUGAAAGACUCGAUGGGCUUUAACCGAAAGGUUAAUAGUUGUGGCUGCGUUGAUCUGUCUGGAAUUCUCCAAGUCACAGCCAGCUAUGGGAAAUCUAUAUCACUCUCUGUUAUGUCUGGUAUUGAUGAGAUCUUUAAGAAAGAGUCUCUGAUUGAGAGACGAGAGCUCAGGCUCUUAACAAAGCUGCCUGACUGCUGUGCUGCUGCUUCAAGUCUUACAAACCUCAUUUUCGAAGUGACGGAUUCAGAUGGUGCUAUGGAUACUAGUAUCCAUCAUGACGAAAAAUCAGGAUGUUUCCAUACCAUGAGCAUUGAAUCUGAUUCAAGCAGCGUUGAGAGUGCAAUCAGAUAUGCCUUUGUCCACGGGUCCUGCAAAGUUCCUACUCUUUCCCUACCCGAGAGCGAGGGUCUCUUUUCUUUCAGGGUUUUCCAUUCUCGAUUUCCCGAGCUUCAUCUGACCUUAAAGCUAACGCCUGCUCAAAUAUUUGAAAGAGAUGAGAUUGGGUGUUCUACACCUUAUUCAAGGAUGAGUUUAACACCUCAAUCAAAGAUGGCUUCAACCACAAAUUCACCGGUGGCUCCAACUGAACAAACUCCAUGUUCACAGCUUAGAGUUUUGGCCAUUAGGGCAUCGUCAUCGGCUCUCAGUAGCCAAAAUGGCCUGAUGGAUAUGGCACAGUUCACUGAGAGCUUAAAAGAAAAACUUAUUAAUUACAGUGAAGACAGAGUGGAAGUAGAUGAGCGCCUAAAAUGUUUGGAAGCUGAACAAAACCAGGCUAAGGAAGAGUUGAGUACCUUGCAAGCUUCUCUGGAACCACUCGGUGCUACGUUCCCAGAAUGCCUAUCCACCAAAGAAUCAAUGAUGAAACAGAUUGAAGAGAAGCAUCAUGACACCGCAGCAUCGGUUUUUUGUUGUUUGUACAGAAAGGCCCCUCCUCCACAGUCUCUGUUUCUGUCAAAGAAAGGAGUGUUUAGCCUUGUAGCGCUUCUUGGUUCAGUUGCUUCCACCUCCCUUAGCAGGGUGUUGUCUGAAUAUUUGGGAGAAGACAUGAUGCUCGCUUUGGUAUGCAAAUCGGCAAAAAUUGGACCGAAUAAUGCUGAGUAUCUCAGGCUUCAGUCCAAUCAUCGGUUUCAUGUUCUAUGUCUUGAUGCAAUCAGACCUUGGAAGGAUGGACUUUUGGAAAACGAUCCUCAGAAGAAAUUAGCCAUGGAUGACCCGAAGCUGCCCGAUGGAGAUCCCAUACCGGGUUUCAAAGGCUAUGCCGUGAACAUGAUUGAUUUGGCAACAGAGGAGCUCACUAUACAAACAUACUCAGGAUAUGGGCUUAGAGAGACGUUGUUCUAUAAUCUCUUUGGGAAUUUACAGUUAAAGGAGGAUGAAGAAGAGAAGCUGAGAAAAUUGGAAUCAGCAAGAGACAAAGUGAGAAUGGCAGCGAAGAAGAUAGAGGAGGCGAAGUGUUCAUUGCGUAAGUUAGAGAAAAAGAUGAAGAAAACAAAUGAAAAAUAUCACAAUGCAACAAACUCUUUAGAGCUAGUCCAGUCUCUGUCUUUAGAUUAGACUUAAACUGGACCUAAAACGAUUCAAACAUCGGUUUACGUGUUUGGUUAUCGGUUUGGUUUUGGUGUUUCUUGGGUUGUCACUUUUCUUCUGAAAAUUCAUUUUCUUGUUUCGGUUAAGGGUAUUUUGUUCACCAAUUUUCUAUUUCAAAACUAUUUUUUUGAUAUUGCUGCGAUGAUCAUUUUUGAUAAAUAGAUAUUCUGAAC
Molecule: messenger RNA, 9088 nt
Organism: Arabidopsis arenosa
Lineage: Eukaryota; Viridiplantae; Streptophyta; Magnoliopsida; Brassicales; Brassicaceae
Source: the annotation of a GenBank genome assembly